AUGGGAAAUACCACCAGUGUGACAUCUAUAACGCCUAAUCGUUAUGCAACAACAACAUUAUCAAAAUCGACAAAAAGUUAUCAUCAAAACUUAAAACAAUUCACCACUACCGCCAUCACGAAUGACAAAAUUAUAACAACACCGGUAAUAGAUCGUUCAUGGAAAAGACAAUUACAAAUAUUUAAUGAAACGUUUACAUUAAAAAAAUUUUCAUUAAAAACAAAAACAAUAAAUCGUACAAAGGCGGAAAAUAGUCAAAGUUUUCAUGAAUUAUUACGAACAAAAAAAUCGACAAAUGUUGCUAAUAAACAUCAACGUUUCACUAUGUGUGAUAAUAAAGAAAAUCAAAAUUAUGCAUUAGAUAUCAUAAAUCCAAUUAUUGAAUUUGAAAAAAAGACAUCAAAUUUUUAUACUCAUCAAACAAAUCAUAAACAACAUCAUUCUUCUGUUAAAAAAUCAUUCAGUCUAUUUUCACUUAAAUCACUUUCGACUGCAGGUAGUCUUACUAAACCUGUUAUAAAAAUAAAAAAUGACAAGCAGCACCAACAACACCAUCAACAUUUAUUUAAGGACAGAAUAAAUCAAGAUGAAAAUAAUAAUAAUAUUAAUAAGAGAAAAGUUGAUAUCUAUCGACGAACAAACAAAACUGAAGAAGAUGAUAGAAAUUUUUAUAAUCGUCAUUCAACUUAUAUUUUAUCAACAGCAUCAACAAAAUCUUCUCAUUUAUCAAAAUCACAAUCACAAUAUAAUAAUGUUGAAUGUAAUGAUGGUAGUAUACAUAAAACAUCAAAAACAAUUUAUUCAUUUUCAUUAGCUCAUACCAGAAAUGAAAAUAAAAAUCAAUUAAAAUCUACUCGAGAAUUAAUUCGUGCAAAGAACACGUCCUCAUCGUCAUCUUUACUAUCAACUGCAUCUUCAAAACGUUCUCUUUCAUCUUCUUCAUGCAUAAAACAUCACGAUCGUAUAAUACCAAAAAAGACAAUAAUUCAAGCAUCCACAACAGAAUUAUUACAUUGUUUUGGUAAUUAUUUAUGUCAACGAUGUGCUCAUGUAGAUUAUUUAGAUCCAUCUGAUUGUAUUCUUUGGUUAAAAUCAGCUGAUCGUUCUUUAAUUAUUCAAGGAUGGCAAGAAGAUGUAUUUAUUAAUCCGGCCAAUGUUGUAUUUGUCUAUUUAAUUGUACGAGAAACUCUUCAAUCGAUUAUACAUUAUUCACAAAUAUCCACAAUUUAUGAAUUACAGUCAAUUGUGCUAACAUGUUUAUAUUUAGCUUUUUCAUAUAUGGGCAAUGAAAUAACAUAUCCAUUAAAACCAUUUAUUAUUGAAGAUAAUCGAGAUUUAUUUUGGAAACGUGUUGUUCUAAUUAUGGAACGAAUGAGUUCGAAAAUGUUAUUAAUUAACAAGGAACCUAAAUAUUUUACAGAAAUAUUCUCAGAAUUAAAAUCAUUUUCAUUACGUUGA
This is a messenger RNA of Didymodactylos carnosus, 1458 nucleotides long. Lineage: Eukaryota; Metazoa; Rotifera; Eurotatoria; Philodinida; Philodinidae. The record is from the annotation of a GenBank genome assembly.